This is a messenger RNA of Fragaria vesca subsp. vesca, 1918 nucleotides long. RefSeq lists its product as uncharacterized. The transcript has 3 exons. The coding region runs from base 30 to 1610 and encodes 526 amino acids. NCBI's taxonomy places the organism in Eukaryota, Viridiplantae, Streptophyta, Magnoliopsida, Rosales, Rosaceae. The record is from RefSeq and is a predicted model, not a curated record. Gene Ontology annotation, cellular component: vacuolar membrane. Gene Ontology annotation, molecular function: actin binding.
CCACUCUAAUUUGUUAGUUAAAGGUGGAAAUGGGGACAUCAGAUUUGAAGAAGUUGGAUUCAUGUGAGCAGGAAAACAAUGCGAGUCAAGAUGGUUCUAUAUUGCUGGUUGAAAAUCUUGAAGAGAUGGACCAGAGAAUUAAGCAAAUGCUUAAGCUGAUCAAAGGAGAUGGUGAUUCUUUGCCUAAAAAUGUUGCAGAAGAUUCCCAUAAGAAGCCAGAGUUGAUUGAGGAAUUUCAGCAAUUGUAUCGAUCACUGGCUGGGUGCUAUGGUCACUUGACAAAAGAAGCACAUGUGCAGACUCCUGAUGGAAAGGUGGGUUUGCACAAAAUUGGCCAUCAGGUUGUUAAUUUAGAUAUGUCACCAAGCUCAGGUGGCUCUAGUCCUUUUCUUUCUGCAAUCAAAGGCACCGAAUCAUCUUCCUCGUCAUCAUUGGAGUCUGAAUCAGAAUCUCUUAAUUUAUCUCCCAGCAAUUACUUGAUUCCACCUCUGAACAUGGACUUUGACUCGCAGGGUUGGGAGAGGAUUAUUGAACUAGAGGAUGAAGUUUCCAGCAUGAAAGAGAAGCUCCAGACAAGGGAGGCUGAUCUUGAACAGGAGAAAAGACGGGUAUCCGAUAUGCAAAAACAGAUUGCUGAGUUAAAGAGUUGUGCAUCAGAAAAAGAUAAUGACAUUGGUAGAUUGGUGAGAGAGUUGGAAGUAACUACAGCAAGGCUUAAGGGCUCAGAUGAGGAGAAUGCAAAAUUAAAGGAGGAGGUUACUGAGAAAGUGUCGGAAGGCGUUAAAGAAAUGCAAGGUCAUCUUGAAGUGGCUGAGGAAGACAUAGCUAUGUUGGAAGCUCAACUUGACUCGGAGAGGAAGCAUGUUUUGGAGCUGCAGGAGAGGAUUGUGAAGUACAAUGCUGAUGUGGUUGGCCGCGAUCUUGAGUUGAUGGAAUUGAAGAGUGCAUUGCAUGAUGCACAGGAACAGUUCUCUCUGGAGAAAGCAGACCUGCAGUUUCAUAUUUCUGGUUUGUCAGAGAAUCAAACCAUCCUGGAGACCAGACUUGAUGAAUCGGAGUGGAAGAACAAGAAUCUAGAAGAUGAAAUAAGGCAACACCAAACUGAUAAGAUGGAGCUGGAAAAGAUGCGUGUUGCACAAGAGAUGGUUUUGCAAGGUGAAAUAAGUUGGCUGAAGGGAGAACUCGCUGAGCAAGGAAAACAUGUGGAAGCUGUGAAUAAGGACUUUGACAAAUUCAAACUGAAAUAUGAUAUGCUAAUGGCAGAGAAGGAUGAGCUCAAUGCUAAGGUUCAGACACUUCUGGCGAAUGUGAGUUGCCGUGAUGAUCAAAUUAGGGAAUUGGAAGGACAUCUACGCCGGUUACAUACAGAACAUGAUGAUCUGAUUGCUGGGUCUGAAAGUGCGCGCAAGUUGGUAGAUGAACUGAAGUUGAGAGUGGAGGAGUUGCAGGAAGAGGUGAAUAGGCAGAGAGUUGUAAUCUCAGAUGGGGCAGAGGAGAAAAGAGAGGCUAUACGACAACUAUGUUUCUCACUGGAGCAUUAUAGGAGUGGAUACAAAGAACUUCACCAAGCAUUUAAAGGGCACAAGUGGCAAGCAGUUCCUGCUACAUAAAAUCAGCUUCGUCUAUGAAGUGGUCUAGUAUGUGUUUCAUCUCUUGCCUGAUGUGAUGUCUUUGUGUUGUUAUGAUAGAACUUUUGCUCAGUUCUUGAAAAUCAGAUGUUACCCUAUCUUGUUUAGGGCUGUGAUCAAUUCAGAUCAAACAUUGUGUUGCUGCUUAGGUAAUCUUGAUACCAAAUGUUUUCCCUUGUGGGCUAUAUUGUGCAUGUUAAAGACCCAUCCAUAAUGGCAUAUACAAGUUUAUACUUGUUGUGUUUGCAUCUUAUUCUUCUAUAUUCUGAAUUGAAAAACAUUUGCACAUC